Molecule: messenger RNA, 997 nt
Organism: Mercurialis annua (annual mercury)
Lineage: Eukaryota; Viridiplantae; Streptophyta; Magnoliopsida; Malpighiales; Euphorbiaceae
Exons: 2
Coding region: 248-865 (205 amino acids)
Source: RefSeq, a predicted model, not a curated record
AUGCUCAUACUCAUACCAUAUCAACCAGCAACCUUUAUUUAUAAACACGAAAUGUAAUUUGCCAAGUAAUAUAAAACCCUGAAAACGUGGAGUGAGCAGUAUUUCUUGUACAUUUUUAAAAUAAAAAAUGAAUUGAAUAAACUUUGUACAGAUUGAUGUCAUUAAAGAAUGAGCGAAUAAGGGUAGUUGAGACAUUACAAAAAUGUUGCUAUAGAUAGCUGACGAAAAAAGUGUAGAAGCAGGAAGAAUGGGCAGCGUAGCAUCCUCCAGCUGUACAAAAUGCCUUAUCUUAUUGUUUUUGGUGUUAGUAAUGAGAUCACGGUGGGCAGAAGGAGAAGCGAGUCCAGCGCCAUGGCCGCACCAGUUCCACGCCCUUCUUUUUAUGAAUUACAGCGGGAUUCUUCAGAAGAUCGAUCUCUGGUACGACUGGACCAACGGCAGAAACUUCAACAUAAUACAACACCAGCUGGGUAAGCUGACGUACGAUCUUGAAUGGAACAACGGGACUUCCUUCUUUUACACGCUGGACUCCAACAAAGAGUGUUCUUCGGCUCAACUGGAGGUGGGAAUCCUCCGGCCGAAUUGGCUGGAUGGAGCCAAGUAUUUAGGGCAACGUGACAUGGAUGGAUUUGUUUGCAAUGUUUGGGAGAAGGUGGAUUUCAUUUGGUACUACGAGGAUGUUGUCACCAAAAGACCCGUUUACUGGGUGUUUUACACCGGGAGGGAGGCCCAUGUGAUGACAUUUGAAGUGGGUGCUGCACUUGAGGAUGCUAAAUGGCAAGUCCCUGCCUACUGCUUUGACCACACAACCUCUUCUUCUUCUCCGCAAACUUUGAGUUUUGUCGUGGAUGGAGGCUCCAAUUGAUUUGUAUCACAUCCCAAUAUCCCAUCCAUGAUAAUAAUAAUAAGGAUUGUGUUGUCUGUUUUAAUUAUGCAAUUUAAGGCUACUGAUGAUGUGUAAAUUAUAAGCUUCUGCUCUUUUUGUUUUUUGUUUCAA